Molecule: messenger RNA, 2519 nt
Organism: Gymnodraco acuticeps
Lineage: Eukaryota; Metazoa; Chordata; Actinopteri; Perciformes; Bathydraconidae
Product: perforin-1-like
Exons: 5
Coding region: 127-1890 (587 amino acids)
Biological process (GO): immune response
Cellular component (GO): membrane attack complex
Source: RefSeq, a predicted model, not a curated record
AAGACCCCCACCACCUCCUGCCCUUUUUUUUGUUUAAAGCACAGAUAACAAUGCUCACAGACAGUUUCACAAGUGCGGCGUGAACAGGCAAGACAAAGGAGAAAUCAUCGUUAGUUUAACAGAAACAUGUUUCUGUUAAAUAUUUGCAUCUAUGCCAGCCUCAUGCUGUCCCUCCCUCAGUGUACAUAUCAAUCCUGCACAGAGGGGACACCCAGACAGUGUCUAGAUGCAGAAUUUGCUCCAGGUACCAAUUUGGCCGGCGAAGGCUUUGAUAUCACCAACAUGGAACGUAAGGGAGCCUUUGUGCUCGACAUGAAUCAGUGGAAACGCAAGGACAAAACAUGCACCCUGUGCAGCAACCCCUACCUGGAGAACAAAAAGCAAAAGCUCCCCUUGUCAGUCAUGGACUGGAUAGCAAAGCAGUCCUGCAGCAUGAAAGUGUCUAGCACGCUCCACAGAUCCAGUGAGUCUCUGGUCAGUUCCAGCUCCUCUUCUGUGGAAAACAACUGGAAGACCAAUCUUGAUGUUGAUGUGGGUGACAAGAGCGGCUCAUUGAUGCUAGCAGGUACUAAUUCCAAAUUGGCUGAAUACUCCAUGGAAAAAACUAAGAAUGACAAGUUUAGCUUCACAAGCCAAAGCAUGUCCUGUGAGUACUACAGCUACAGGGUGUCCAGCGCUCCCAAGUUGCAUAAAGAGUUUCGGAAAGCAGUGAACCAGCUUCCAAAAGUUUACAGUCCAAAAUUCAAGCAACGAUUUUACAAACUGUUUGACACCUUCGGUACCCAUUACGUCACCAAGGUGAAGUUGGGAGGAAGUGUUCAGUCUGUGACGAGCAUCAGGCAGUGCCAGGCCAGCCUGCAGGGCAUCAGUGUGGAGGAGGUUCAGAUGUGCCUGGAAGCUGAGGCGUCUGCCAGCAUCAAAGGAAAUACACUAAAAACUGAAGCAAAACACUGCCAGAAGGACGCUGACAAGAUGGAAAGCAAGUCUUCCUUUUCCGGCCUCUUCAACGACAGGUUCACAGAAAUAAAGGGGGGCCAUACCACAGAGCCAGACCUUCUUUUCUCUGCUGACAAGGAUCCAUCCGCCUACAAAGAAUGGCUGAAUUCACUACCGCAUAACCCAGACAUUGUCUCAAAUUCCCUGAGCCCGCUUCAUGAGUUACUUCCUACUAACACUCCUCUCCGGAAGAACCUGCGUUUAGCCAUUAGCCAUUACAUCCUGGAGAAAGCCCUGUGGAAGAACUGCAGUGAGCACUGUCAAGCCGGCAUCAAGAGCGACCAGAGAGAUUCCUGCGUGUGCCAAUGCCACAACGAACUCGCUGUAAACCAAGACUGCUGCCCGACCCGUAAGGGCAUGGCACGGGUCAUCAUAACUGUACAACGGGGUGCAGGACUGUGGGGAGACCACAGCACAGCCACAGACGGCUAUGUGAAGGUGUUUUUCAAUGGGCAGAUGAAGCGUACCCAUGUCAUCUACAAUAACAACUACCCACACUGGGCCACUGUCAUUGACCUGGGCACUCAGGAUGUGUCCUCAGGGCAUCAAGUAAAAUUUGAAGUGUGGGAUCAGGACAACAACUGGGACGACGACCUGCUGGGACAAUGUGGGAAAGCUUUGUCUGCUGGAGUCAAGCAGGAUCUCUGUAACCUGCAACAUGGCCAGCUUUUCUACAAGCUGGACGUGAAAUGCGCUCCCAGUCUGAGUGGAGCUCUAUGCAAGGACUAUAAAGCCUCUCCUAUGAGUCAAAGUCUGAAGGAGCUGUACGUGUCCCGUCAUGCACAUCCAGUUCCAAAAGCUAUUCUGUUAGAGAUGGGUGUGUUUGUGGAUGAACCAAGCCCACUGAGCAACCAGAGUCUUACUGCAAAGACUCAGAAGUUUGAUGUGAAAUAACUGCGUUGUCUUUUUGUUUUUCGCGCUUACAUAGCAACAUUACUCUUCCUAUUAUGUACAUGGAUGAUACAUUAAGCAAGACCAUUAAUCAUUCACUGACAUCCGUGAUUAAAUAUCUAAUGAUCAGAUAGAAUGAGAUGUCAAUGUCUGUUGGGAGCAAUUGGUUUAUGUGCUUAAUAAGCAGCUGCAACUCAAUUAUGAUUUUAAGAAAGCAUUUUACAGUUUCUGUAGCACGUGUUAGACAGAAUAGUCAACGUACGCUCUCUGAAAUCUACAUCAGCAGAAGAUCCAAAAGGACUGAAAUAGAUUGCUAAAAUGUUUAAAACAGUUAUUUUAUUGUUUAUGCUGUAUCUGUGUUUUCGUUCUGUUGACUAUGGCUUGAGAACAGCAAAGCAUAUUUUAAAAGUCCUUGCUCCGGAUGCAAACUUUUGAGUUUGAGUCACUGCAGUUUUAACUUAUUCAUAUAUUUAUUUCUUUUUUUACAUACCUUAACAUAAAAACGUAUAGUGCAUUUUUGUAGGUUUUUUAGUAUAUUUACAAGCAACAUUUACUUGUGUGAUUUGUGUAUUGUAAUCAUGUCAUUAUGUUAAGGCUUUUUGUUUAUCCAUAAUAAAAGCAUUGCAUCUGAA